This is a messenger RNA of Solanum dulcamara, 1054 nucleotides long. RefSeq names its product GEM-like protein 4. The record is from RefSeq and is a predicted model, not a curated record. The transcript is spliced from 4 exons. Lineage: Eukaryota; Viridiplantae; Streptophyta; Magnoliopsida; Solanales; Solanaceae. The coding region runs from base 75 to 713 and encodes 212 amino acids.
CCAUCAACCAAAAGCAUAAUAAUAUAUUAGUUACCUUCACAAUAUAGCAAUUCUCUUCAAAAUCAGAAUACACAAUGAAGAACUUACUCAGUGGAAAUGUGGUAACUGUUUCCAUGAGUUCAAAAGUAUGCUCAUUUGAAAGGCAGCCUAAAAAGUUACUGUCUCUAUCUGCUAGCCAAGACUAUGUUCCAUCUGCAACUUCAAAGCACUUAUCUAAAAUAAAUCAAAGAAAAUCUAUGAUUGUUAAGAUGAACAAGCUUGGAGAGAGGAUGGACUGUCUUGCACAAGGCAUCCGCGAGCAUGUGAGCCAUAGCCCGAAGCUAACAGAAACAGUGAAGGGGAAAUUGAGCCUUGGAGCGAAAAUUCUUCAAGUUGGAGGGUUGGAGAAGAUAUUCAAGCAGAUGUUUGGUGUUAGAGAUGAUGAAAAGCUAUUGAAGAUUUCUCAAUGCUAUUUAUCAACUACAGCUGGUCCAAUAGCAGGACUUAUCUACAUCUCUACCGAUAAGAUUGCUUUCUGCAGUGAGAGAUCAAUAAAGCUCUCAUCUCCAACUGGAAAGUUGCUUAGAAUCUACUAUAAGGUAUCGAUCCCAAUAAGUAAGAUAAUGAAAGCAAAAGAGAGUGAAAAUAGGGAAAAACCAUCACAGAAGUAUAUACAAGUAAUUACAGAGGAUGAUUUUGAGUUCUGGUUUAUCGAAAUCAUCAAAAGACUCUGAGAUAUCUGCAGCACGCAGUUUCAAGUGCUUCAUGCAGCUAAGAAGAUAACUACUACAUUUUGUUUUUUCAUUUUGAUUUGUAAUACGCCCAUUCAUCAAUGUAAAAUGUUGAUGCAAAAAUGUACAGAUCUUUUCAAACUUAUAACUAGCUUCCAUUGCUCUAAGGAGACUUUCGUUUUUUUAGGCUUUGAUCCGUAGUCUGUUAGCACGAAUGUAUAGACUUAUUGUGCAGUCAGAAGGUUAAUUCAUCUUUUGGGACUUGGCAUAGUCAUCACUUCCUAAGUGUAUGUUUGAGUAGCAGAUUAUAAUGCUCCUCGAGAAGCAUAUUUAAAAUAUUAUGU